GGUUUCUCUCUGUCUGACACGAGGCAUAAACAAAAACAAAUUGGAAUGAGUUCACUUACUUUAUAAGCUCAUAGAUAUAGCAAUGAGUUAUGGCAAAAAACAUAGACAAAACAAGUUCUGAUUCUGAAAAUUCUUUAUGUUCAUCAAGUUCAAGCCCUCCAAUGAGUAAUAAGUAUAGGUACAUGUUCAAUAGACUAUUCAGGUUUGCCAAUUCAUGGAAGAAAAGUAACUCACCAAGAGGUAGAAGAAUCUUCCAUAGGGAUGUUGAGAAAGAAGAAUUUCAAUAUGCUAGUAGUCACUGUCUUUCAUCCUACUACAGUGUUUUUGUGGUUAGAUUAGCAAUCAUGGUAAUGUUAGCCAUCUUGAUAGGGCUAUUGACCAUAUUAACAUGGCAUUUCACAAAGAUUUAUACGAAAAAAUCAUUGAGUAGUUUGGCAUAUGGUCUGCGUUAUGAACUUCUGCAACGUCCGAUUUUGAGGAUGUGGAAUAUUUUGAAUUCUACUUCUGAAAUUACAACAGCUCAGGUCAAGUUGUCUCAAUAUGUUAUCAGACGUUAUAGCAACCCUGCAUCUCAAGCUGAGCAAGUUGAGCUAUAUGAAGCAAUGAGGGCAGUAACAUGGUCACUAUUUGCUAGUAGAAAAGCACUAAACUCAAUAACAAUCAAUUACAAGAAUGGAUUUGUUCAAGCAUUCCAUAGAGAUCUAAAAGAUAACAACACAUUUUACAUCUACUCAGAUCUUUCUAAUUACUCCAUGGUUGCAACAACCUCAAACAUGCUCAAGUCCAUUUCAACUCAUCAAGCUUGGGAUGAUAAAACACUUCAUGGAAACUUCUCAGCAAUUUGGUAUAGAGAACCACUUGAUCCUGUCACAGGCGAAAAAAUCGGAAAAGCAAUGAAAAUUGCACCAGAAGAUUUGAUCAACAUAGCAGGACUUUCACAAGUUCCUGAUGGUGUAGCUACAUGGCAUGUAGCAGUUAGUAAAUUUACAGAUUCACCUUUGCUUUCAGCAGCAUUACCUGUUUGGGAUUCAUCGAAUAAAAGUAUUAUGGCUGUUGUCGGUGUAACGACUGCAUUUUAUAGUGUUGGACAGUUAAUGAGAGAGUUAGUUGAGAUGCAUAGUGGUCACAUGUAUUUGACUUCUCAACAAGGCUAUUUACUUGCAACUUCUACAAGUGCACCUUUGCUUACAAAUUCAACUAAGCCGCCUCCAAAGCUUAAGAUGGCGGUGGAUUGUGAAGAUGAAAUAAUAAGACUUGGAGCCGAGUGGCUGCAGAGAACUUAUGGAAAUCAUUUUCCUAAUUCAACUCAUGAGGUUCAUGUUGAGAAUGCUAAGCUUGGGAAUCAGCAAUAUUACAUCGACUCGUUCUACCUAAACUUGAAGAGACUUCCUUUGGUAGGCGUAAUCAUCAUACCAAGAAAGUAUAUCAUGGGACAGGUGGAUGAGAGAUCUUUCAAGACAUUGGUUAUUCUGAUAUCUGCAUCUUUAUGCAUUUUUGUCAUUGGAUGUGUUUGCAUUUUGAUAUUGACAAAUGGAGUGUCAAAGGAAAUGAAUCUGAGAGCAGAACUGAUAAGUCAACUUGAAGCAAGAAGGAAGGCAGAGGCAUCAAGCAACUAUAAAAGUCAAUUCCUUGCAAACAUGAGUCAUGAACUAAGGACACCUAUGGCAGCAGUAAUUGGAUUGCUUGACAUUCUUAUAUCUGAUGAUUGUCUCACAAAUGAACAGUAUUCAACAGUUACUCAAAUAAGAAAAUGUUCAACAGCUCUACUCCGACUUCUUAACAACAUAUUGGAUCUGAGCAAGGUGGAGUCUGGAAAACUUGUACUAGAAGAUGCAGAAUUCGAUCUGGGACGCGAACUUGAAGGGCUUGUAGAUAUGUUUUCUGUUCAGUGCAUUAAUCACAAUGUAGAGACUGUUUUAGACCUUUCUGAUGAUAUGCCAAAAUUAGUUAGAGGUGACUCUGGCAGGGUGGUUCAAGUAUUUGCAAAUUUGAUCAACAAUUCAAUUAAGUUUACUACAUCUGGUCAUGUUAUUCUACGAGGAUGGUGUGAAUAUCCAAACUCUUGCAACGAUAGUCCGAAUUUUUAUCUUGAUCAGAAGAAAUCAAGAAAUUUACAUAAGAGCAAAGAGAAGCCAAAUGCAAGUCAUGCAAAGAGAAUAUCUAUGAGAGAUAACAAAGUGAUACUUUGGUUUGAAGUUGAGGACACAGGCUGUGGUAUUGAUCCAAGCAAAUGGGAUUCUGUGUUUGAAAGCUUUGAGCAAGCUGAUCCAUCAACUACUCGACUGCAUGGAGGGACUGGUCUUGGUCUUUGCAUUGUUAGGAACUUGGUUAAUAAGAUGGGUGGAGAAAUCAAGGUUACCAAAAAGGAGGGUCAAGGAACAUUGAUGAGAUUAUGUUUGCUUCUUAGUGCACCAGUGGAUGUCACAGAGCAACAUGCUUUAAAUUUGACAGACAAUGGCUUAGUAGUAUUGCUUGCACUACAAGGAAACAUGGGUAGAAUAAUAACAUCAAAGUGGUUAACCAAAAAAGGGGUGUGCACAAUGGAAGCAUCUGAAUGGAAUGGACUAACACAAAUUUUGAGGGAACUCUUUCAUGCAAGAAGUUCAAUCCAUAACAGUAACAACUUUGAUGCACACUAUCCAAUAAAUCUUGAAGGAUUUAAGUCUAAACUACUAAGCAUCAAAGACAUGAGGAAUCCAAUUUUUGUCAUUGUUGUUGACAUUGGUUUGCUUGACUUAAGCACAGAUAUAUGGAAAGAACAACUUAACUUCCUUCACAAGUAUUUUGGAAGAGCGAAAUUUGUGUGGAUGCUGAAUCAUGACACAUCAAAUACCAUAAAGACGGAGCUUCGUCGGAAAGGACACUUAUUAAUGGUUAACAAACCUCUUUACAAAGCAAAAAUGAUUCAUAUUUUGGAAGCUGUUAUAAAAGAGAGAAAUCAUGAGUUGCAAAAGAAAAACAUGAAAGAGGGUGAUUUGCAUGAGUUUCUUGAGAUUGAUUCUACUCAUUUUGAUGCUGCUACUAGCUCUGAUGAUUCUGACAUAUCUGAAAUUAGUGAAAAACCAAUUGUAAAGUUAACCAAUGAAAAUGAACAUUUGGAAGAAAAUAAUUCAAGGAAAGAAGAAUCUUGUUCCUCUGAAGAGAAGAAAGCUAAAGAAACAAACUUUGCAACACAAGGUUAUGAUAGGGUGACAAGGACAAGAAAAGAAGUGAAUGAUAAGAAAUCACUUGAGGGGUUAAGGAUUUUGCUUGCAGAAGAUACACCAGUAAUUCAAAGGGUUGCAACAAUAAUGCUUGAAAAAAUGGGAGCUGUUGUUGUUGCUGUAGGUGAUGGACAACAAGCAGUGGAUGCUCUUAAUUAUAUGGCAAGUGCUGAAGAUUGUAGAAGAGAGUCUCUCCAGAAGGACAGAAACACAAGAUCACAGACAGAGAUUUUAACAUGCCAUCAAUAUGAUUUGAUCCUAAUGGAUUGUCAGAUGCCAAAGAUGGAUGGAUAUGAGGCAACAAAAGAAAUAAGGAAAUCAGAGGAAGGAACAGGAAAACACAUUCCAAUUGUUGCUCUAACAGCCCAUGCAAUGUCUUGUGAUGAAGCCAAAUGCCUUAAGGUUGGCAUGGAUGCUUACUUAACAAAGCCAAUUGACUUCAAGCUUAUGGUCUCAACCAUUCUCUCACUCACUAAACCAACAAACUAGAAAUGUUUAGAGUUUUACCACAUAGUUGUAAUCUGAAAUAUAGUUCAAUUUUUCUUACUGAGCUCACUAGUAUCAGUAAACGGAUGUAGUGUUAUUUAUGUGUGCAUAUGAUAGCACUGUGUGCUUGAUUAGAUAGAUCUAUUGGUUAAAAAAAACCUUUGCCACCCUGUGUUGAAGGAAUAACUCUUUGUAUAUCGAUAACUAUAAACCUAAUAGAAAUAAAUGUA
This is a messenger RNA of Medicago truncatula (barrel medic), 3919 nucleotides long. Its product is annotated as histidine kinase 1. Gene Ontology annotation, biological process: phosphorelay signal transduction system; phosphorylation. The transcript is spliced from 13 exons. Gene Ontology annotation, molecular function: phosphorelay sensor kinase activity. The record is from RefSeq and is a predicted model, not a curated record. The coding region runs from base 90 to 3692 and encodes 1200 amino acids. NCBI's taxonomy places the organism in Eukaryota, Viridiplantae, Streptophyta, Magnoliopsida, Fabales, Fabaceae.